GCCUCAGCCAAUCAGAGGCAAGCGGAAAGGACGGCUGUUUGAGCGACGCCAUCUUGCACACGAAGGGCAUUGAAUGGUUGUUAUCGGGAGGAGAAAGCGGGUUUGCAGUGUAAAAUCAAUCCACCUGUUGAGGAGAUACCUGCGUUAAUCACAGUUGAGAAACAUUUGGACUAAUAGUGAUGGCAGGACACGAUGCUGGGUCACAACACCAAUUCACAGGGUUUCAUAAAUAUUUCAAUACCUACACCAUGACAGGCAGAAGAAAUUAUGUUAUAGCUACAUAUGCAACGAUUGCAAGUAUCAUCCUGUAUUUUAAACUGAGGCCUAAGAAGCAAACUCCAGCCGUGACACAGAAAUAAGAUGGGUUGACAUGUUGACACUGGACCAUGCACAUAAUAUAACUAGAAGUUGAUGUACACUUGAAUAAAUCAUGAACAGUGAUGAAGUUUGUCAUCUGUACACAUUGCCACUACAGAAGUGACGGUCCUACAUAUAAACAGUGUGCAGAGUUCUAGUGUGUACAAUUCAGUUAAGGAGCCCUUUCAAUCUGUGCUGAGAAAUGAUGGAUACAUCCUUAGGCAUUACUGUAUCUCUGGGAUAAAUGUUACACUGCAUUCUGUUCCAAAAGUAAAUUAUGGCUUUCAUUACAA
Molecule: messenger RNA, 650 nt
Organism: Podarcis raffonei (Aeolian wall lizard)
Lineage: Eukaryota; Metazoa; Chordata; Lepidosauria; Squamata; Lacertidae
Gene: ATP5MK
Product: ATP synthase membrane subunit k
Exons: 5
Coding region: 180-359 (59 amino acids)
Source: RefSeq, a predicted model, not a curated record